CACUCAAAUUCUAACAGGGAAAACUUCAGAUCUGUGUCAGAAAUCCCUAAAAAGUUCAGACAUAUUUUCAAUUUCAGUAAUUUCAAUUACUUGCAGUCAGAAAUAUUUGAUCAUGCUCUGUAUAAAGAUGAACCUUUGGUCAUUUCUGCCCCAACUGGAUCAGGUAAAACAGUAAUAUUUGAACUGGCCAUUGUGAGGUUGAUUCUUUUGAAAGAAUCAAGACAGAUUUCUAAUUUUAAAAUUGUCUAUAUGGCGCCUAUAAAGGCACUUGUUAGUGAAAAGUUUAAUGAGUGGCAAGCAAAGUUAUCCCCGCUUGGUUUGAACUGCUGUGAACUGACAGGCGACUCAGAAAUUGAAGAUUACUCAGAACUGAGAGGAGUCCAUGUGAUACUAACAACACCAGAGAAAUGGGAUUUUAUGACGAGAAGAUGGAGGGAAAACCGAUCAUUUGUUCAACUUGUUAAACUGUUCCUCAUAGAUGAAGUGCACACUAUCAAUGAUGAUACCAGGGGAGCAACUCUAGAAGCAGUAGUCAACAGGAUG
Molecule: messenger RNA, 543 nt
Organism: Helobdella robusta
Lineage: Eukaryota; Metazoa; Annelida; Clitellata; Rhynchobdellida; Glossiphoniidae
Exons: 1
Molecular function (GO): ATP binding; nucleic acid binding
Source: RefSeq, a predicted model, not a curated record